Molecule: messenger RNA, 2052 nt
Organism: Hippopotamus amphibius kiboko
Lineage: Eukaryota; Metazoa; Chordata; Mammalia; Artiodactyla; Hippopotamidae
Product: calmodulin-2-like
Exons: 10
Coding region: 157-936 (259 amino acids)
Source: RefSeq, a predicted model, not a curated record
UUUCCCGCGUUUCUUGUGCUUCUUAAAAUGUUUCCGAGCAUACAGCUGCGUUGAAAGAUUUUUACAGCGGACACCCACCCACCACCUGUCAUCAUCUUACUGUUGUGUAUUGUGUAUACGUACACACACGCAGUUCAUGGGAACGUUGAUAAGUUGAUGGAUGGAGUGAAAGCUCUUACAGGAGGGGAGAUUAAUGUCAGUGAUGUGGAAUAUGUUCUGGAAAACAUGGGGACAGAGCUCACAGAAAAGGAAUGGUUAAAGCUGCUGAAAAAUCUGCCAAUAGAUGCUGAUGGAAAGAUUGUUCUCAAUAAGCUAAUGGAUGGAGUAAAAGCUAUUAUAGGGGAGGACAUUGAUAUCUGUGACACAGAAGAUAUUCUGGAAAACAUGGGGAUAGAAUUUACAGAUGAGGAACUCUUGGAGCUGUUAAAAAAGUUACCGGUUGAUGGAGGGGAAAUUGAUGUCAGUAAACUGGACACAGUUCUGGGAAGCAUGGGGAUGAACCUCACCGAAAAGGAACUUGAAGAUCUGACACAGAGCCUGCCAGUUGAUGUUGAUGGGAAAGUUGAUAGGAAAAAUGUAAUGGAUGACGUGAAAGCUUUCACAGGUGAAAAGAUCGAUAUCAACAACCUGGCAAAUGUGCUGAGUAAUAAGGGAACUGAACUUCCAGACACAGAAUAUACAGAGCUGGUGAAAACACUGCCAGUUAGUGGUGAUGGAAAGGUGCAUAAAAAUAGGAUACUAAAGGGUGUGAAGUCUUUCAAAAGAGGAAAAGUUGACAGCAGCAACCUGAAACCACUUCUAGAAAAAAUGGACAUCAAACUCACUGAAAAAGAAUUUGAAGAGCUAAAAGAAAAUCUGUUGAUGGUUUGCAUAGUAGAUACCCUUGUCAGUCCCCAAAGGAAGUUUUGUCCAAGUCUUACAGCUGAGAAUUUCUAAAACUGGAUUUCGUUAGUGAUAAGAUAAAAGUUUAAAAUAUGAAGGUACGGUAAAAUUAGAAAAAAAGCUACAGAUGCCAACUAUUGCUGCUGUCAUUCAACAUUGUCUUAAGGGGUGUAGCUACUUUAGUGAGGAAAUGGGAUGAAAUAAUAUUGGGAAAGGGAAACUUUAGUUUCAGAUGAUAUGAUUGUGUAUCUAGGAAACACAAGCACACAAACUAAAAGAAAUCUGUGAGAAUUAUUGAGCCUUCGAUAAGCCAUUUUGGUUCAGGUGGCUUAAUACAAGAUAAAUAUGCAAAUCUCAGUGGCUUUCCCUAAGCUAGCAAUGACCAAAUAGAAAUAAAAUAGGAAAAGUAUUUGAUUUGUAACAUCAACAAAACCCAUGAAUUAUCUGGGAAUACAUUUUACAAGAAAUAGGAUCUGUAUAAAGAAAACUGUAAAAUCUUAUUAAGGAACGUAAAAUAAAACAUUAGUAUUGUUGAAUGGUAAACUAACAUACAGGAUCAGAUUGUUAAAUCAGACUGACAUGAAUCGGAGAUCUUAUCCAGCAUCAAGCUUCGCUAAAUAAUGUCAAGGAUAAAAGCCAUUAGCAAAUAAAUAGAGGUCUGAGAUGUCAAGAGCGCCAUAGUUUCUUCCUUCCCAUGUUGAACAUGCCACUCUGGUCCAGAAUAGAUGAAGUCUCUAUCAGUCACCUCACACAGCAGGAGCAUUUAAAUUAUGAAACAUUCCAGAAAGUUGUAUAGCCUUUGUGACAUUAUCCAGGGAGCCAUGCCUCAUAGAUCAUGGGUUCUAUUUGCUACCAAUAAUCCCUAGCCACAGACAUACUGCUAAGGGCAUUUCAAACAUAAAGACUCUUCCUCGUAGCAUAUAUCAUUAGUCUAUUUACCUGGAGGACCAAUUGACAAGGAUAUUAAACUGGGUCACCUUCCUUCUUUUCUUUUCACUGAGGGCAACUCCUCAGUGAAGGGAGUUAAUGGAUUAUAGACCACUUGCUUUAACUCUUUCCUCUCAGAUGGAAAAAUUUCUCUAGAUUUACUGAAAUAAAGAUAUCAAUUAUCCUAAAAUAAUAUGAGUAUAUACACAUAUAUCGUUUGUGUGUAUGUGUAUUUUUAUAUAU